CCGCGGCGCAGGUUAGUUUCGUUGGCUGGGCUGCCGUUCAGUUGUACUUUAAAGCAAGAGAGAAGAAGUCUUACAAGCUUUGCUAAUCUUUUCAGUUUCAGAAAUGGCGUACUUUGGCAGGAAAUCUCGCCCUAAGCAAAGGGCCUCUCCACUAGAGUUGCUAGCAGAAGGAACUGAGUUCUUGCAGUUCCUUGAACAACAAAACCUCGCCACUCAAGAUAUGACCAAGCAACAACUGAAAAGCACAUACGAGGGGGACUACACGAGAUCUAAGCCUCUAUGGCGCCGUCGUAAGGGCACUGCGUUUUCGCAAGUGCUCUAUGUUCUAAGGAACCAUAACAAGGUUCAAGUUGGGCGCUCAGGGAACGUCGUCAUCGGAACGGGAGAGUUUCUUGUGGCCAGGGGGACCACGGCGGUGGACCAGCAUCUCGGGAUGCGCGACUUGCAGUCCCAACUGGAGGCGCAAGGAGACGCAGAUGACGGUGCAACAGAGACGGCCCUUCCUUAUGACCCUGCUCUCCGGGAGCAAAAACUGCUGAGUUGGAUCAAGAACCACAGAGACGCCUUGGUAAGGAACAAGUUCAGCGUCGAAGUGAGCUGCGAGCAGGACGCACAGAAUGGUCACAUCGACAUUCCCCUCCAGAGGCGCGCUCCCUUCAACACACGUCUGACGGUCAGGAACACGUCCAGAUACAGUGUCCAGCUCCUUGGCUGUGAGAUGGUGUGGAGGAAGCCGCAGUUCCAGCUUACGGACGAAGAUCACGUGGCAAGCGGCUUGGGAGAACACCUCCUGGGACCAGGAGAGGAGUAUGACAUAAACCUGCGUGUCCGCCCCAUCCGCGGAUACACGCGCCACUUUGUUCCCGUCAUCUUCCACUUCUGUCGCCGACUGGACAACAAGAACUUCCACAUCGCCAGGUUCCUGUCUGCCGGGAUAGAUGACGACCUCAUCCGGUCCCUGGCGCCUACUGAGCCCUACAGGCCCCCGCCCAGGGUCUACCGGGUCGAGAGAGGAACCCAGGAACUCGAGGGAGUGAAGCCUGAUCCGUAA
Messenger RNA from Branchiostoma floridae (Florida lancelet), 1051 nucleotides. Its product is annotated as putative helicase mov-10-B.2. The transcript has 5 exons. The record is from RefSeq and is a predicted model, not a curated record. Bases 104 to 1051 code for a protein of 315 amino acids. NCBI's taxonomy places the organism in Eukaryota, Metazoa, Chordata, Leptocardii, Amphioxiformes, Branchiostomatidae.